AUGUCGAACAAGAUUGCAAUCCUUCUGGCUGUUCUGGUUGGUGUAGUGAGCUGCGUACAGGCAAAAACCUUGGUGCUGCCUCGGUCAAUUGUUGGUGGAUUCGAAAUCAACAUAACCGAGACACCAUACCAAGCGUCGCUACAAUACCACAAUAAGCAUAAUUGUGGAGGCUGUGUACUGAGCAAUAAGUGGGUCCUAACAGCAGCUCACUGCACAGUCGGUAGAUCAAUCAGCAAUCUCGCAGUACGCGUAGGAUCUUCGAAACACGCAUCUGGUGGAACCGUUGUUCGCAUUUCACGUGUCAUAGACCACCCGAAUUACAACAAUGACAAAACCGACUAUGAUUAUUCGCUGUUGGAACUGAAAAGCAAGCUCACCUUCAGUGAUGCCGUUCAGCCGAUUGCUCUUCCCAAGCAAGAUGAAUCGGUAAAGGAUGGAACCAUGGCGAUCGUGUCUGGAUGGGGAUAUACAAUGAAUGCGAACGAGUCUCAUGCCGUUCUACGUGCUGUAAAGGUACCGACCAUAAACCAGGAAGAUUGUAACGAUACUUAUUUGAAGAAAUUUGGAGGAAUCACUGAUCGUAUGCUGUGCGCCGGAUACCAGCAGGGAGGAAAGGACUCUUGCCAGGGAGAUUCGGGCGGUCCUUUGGUGGUUAAAGGAAAACUGAUCGGUGUCGUUUCAUGGGGCGACGCAUGUGCUGCUGCUAAUCAGCCGGGUGUGUACGCUCGCGUGGCCUAUAUUAGGAAUUGGAUUAGAGAAAAAAGUAAAGUGUGA
This is a messenger RNA of Anopheles marshallii, 774 nucleotides long. Its product is annotated as trypsin-1-like. Bases 1 to 774 code for a protein of 257 amino acids. Gene Ontology annotation, molecular function: serine-type endopeptidase activity. Lineage: Eukaryota; Metazoa; Arthropoda; Insecta; Diptera; Culicidae. The transcript has a single exon. Gene Ontology annotation, biological process: proteolysis. The record is from RefSeq and is a predicted model, not a curated record.